AUGCCUUACAACACCAGGAGGAAGUCGCUGUCGCUGCCCAUGCUUGGCAUCCAGCUGCCAAACAGCUCCCGAUCGUCAUCCCACCGCUCACCGCCCGCCAGCAACUCUGCCACGCCGCACGAACAAGCACCGCCGACAAAGAAAGUCAAGCGAUCUCACAGUCCCUCAAUCUCUGCCUCACCUGCGAGCCCUCCGCCCAAGAGAGAAGUGAGGUUUCACGAUGAGCAACCGAAGAGCGCUGGAAGAGUGGCAGAACAGACUCCGCCACCGUCGCCAGGCAGAGACUCCGACGUCUACAAGGUCGACACCGAUGGUAUCAACGACGACAUCGUUGUGGGUGUGAUUCAGCAACUGGAGAAGACGGGCAACAGGCCUCAUCUUCUGAAGGAGCUCGCUGCAGUCCUCGCCAACGGCCUGCCGAUCGUCGAAAGCUCUGCAAACCCAUCUGCCAUCAUCUCGUCGCGUCUGGCGUCCUACCUCAAGCGUCCCUGGACCGCUCUUUCACCCUGCCCGGUCGGCAAGGAGCUGGUCGGCACCCACCCGAAGCGCAUCUACUUCUUCCUCACAACCUCGCCUCAUCAGUCGAUUCCCGACGCUCCUGAUGCCGUCUCGGCCGUCGCUAUGAACCGCAUCAUCUCACCUUCACUUUCAUCCGCUGCCGACGACGAGGAAGAGCGAGCAGCGCGCACUCGCGAGUCCAUGUCGCCUGAGGUUGACCUCUCCUCACCCGAGCUCGGAGACACCGAUGCGCACCUCGAAGCUUCACUCGACUCGCUCUCCGGUCGCAGCUCCUCACAUCCACCGACUACCACCAACAUCGCGCACAACCGUCGCGCUGCCAGUCCUCCGCUCGAACGCGAGGAGCGCGAGUUCACCCAGACAGCUAGCUCACUGCAGCAGCGCAGUCGCAGCCAGAGCCAAGCCACCAUGAUGGACGCACCGCUUACCGAAGAGCUUCCCUCAGGCGUCGACGUGCAGAUGCACGACGCCCUUCCCGGCGCCUCUGACGAGACAGAGGAAAGCGCAAGAAUCAAGAACAGCGAAGCCAUGAUGGCGCUCUUCGGCGAAGGCAUCGUCCCGCCAGGCAUGAAACUCAUCACCCUCAGCAGCCCGUUGCUGAAGCCGCAGCUGACUGUGGAAACGAUGAUCUCGCUCGAGGAGGACCUCGGCGACUUGUAUGACCCCGCUCAGAUCCGCAUGGGGUACGAGUCUCCAGCCAGAGAUGACGAAUUCAAUCUGUCGGCCUAUUACGAGGAGAUGGGCUGGCUCAAGGAGAUGAGGAGUCCGGAGGCUGUCGAUGUUGAGGAGAUGGAGUCGCUGUUCUUGGAGAAAGAAUGGAGGUUGUGA
Messenger RNA from Coniosporium apollinis CBS 100218, 1347 nucleotides. RefSeq lists its product as uncharacterized. Bases 1 to 1347 code for a protein of 448 amino acids. The record is from RefSeq and is a predicted model, not a curated record. The transcript has 2 exons. NCBI's taxonomy places the organism in Eukaryota, Fungi, Ascomycota, Dothideomycetes.